Periconia digitata is the source of this 479-nucleotide messenger RNA. Lineage: Eukaryota; Fungi; Ascomycota; Dothideomycetes; Pleosporales; Periconiaceae. The record is from the annotation of a GenBank genome assembly.
AUGGCUGCCUUCGCACCGCUAAUCCCCUUUUGGACGGCGGUCUCUGACACUCACCACUUGAUCAAGAACCCGAAGACCCAUUACAAUAAACUUGAUCGAUACAUACUUGGUAUGAAGAAUCAAAGUGACUACUCAAAUUACAAUCAAGAUGUUGAUGUAGACUCCCGCGUAUGAACCACCAAUCGCCCCCUUUAAUCCCAAUCUCCGUACCAACAACACCGCCCCAGCAACAAAGGCUACUCAACAUGAGUUUGCAAAUUCACAUUCGCUAAAAUCUUUUUAUGAUUCAAAUUCAAAGUAUAUCCCACACUGGAAAAGACCGAAGAAAGAACGAUUUUACAAAAAAAAGUAGACAGUAACAGAGAAGUAUCACAUAAGGAGAUAUUCACAUCCACACCCACACCCACACUGAUCAAUACCAAUAUCAACAGCAUAUACGUAAUUAGAUUCUCAUAACAUCUGUCACUGACCAUCCAAAC